Messenger RNA from Arachis ipaensis, 846 nucleotides. NCBI's taxonomy places the organism in Eukaryota, Viridiplantae, Streptophyta, Magnoliopsida, Fabales, Fabaceae. The record is from RefSeq and is a predicted model, not a curated record.
UUUGUUUUAAUAAAAGAAAAGCAGGGUGGAGAUGCAAAUGGCGAAAAAUGAAGUUCCUUUGAGAAAAAAGUGGUGAUAAAAGGCAGAGAGAGCAUUCACAAGUGAAGAAACAAAAAAAGAUUCGGCUUUAGCUUCAAUGCUUCAAGUAGUAACUAAGUAGUAAGUAAAUAGUAAUAGAUUCUUCUUUCUUCUUCUGCCUCCCACUCACUUAACUCGACUCGUCCGAGUCACCCACUCACUCCUUCUCAUGGCCAACAACCCUUCCGACCCUCCCGACAAUAACACUGAAUUGUUCCAACAUUUUUAAUAUUAUUGUGCUUUUUCUCUUGAUCAGACGGAUAGAGCUGCAAUGUUAGAUGAAAUUGUGGAUUAUGUCAAGUUCUUAAGGCUCCAAGUAAAGGUUUUGAGCAUGAGUAGAUUGGGUGGAGCUGGUGCAGUGGCACCACUGGUAACUGACAUCCCAUUAUCAUCAGUUGAGGAGGAAGGCGGUGAUGGUGGAAGAAACCGGCCGGCUUGGGACAAGUGGUCAAAUGAUGGCACAGAAAGACAGGUGGCUAAGCUUAUGGAAGAAAACGUUGGAGCAGCCAUGCAGUUUCUUCAAUCCAAGGCACUCUGCAUCAUGCCAAUCUCACUUGCAUCCGCGAUAUACCAAUCACAACCCCCGGACACCUCUAGUAUAGUGAAGCCUGAAGCUAACCCUCCUCCAUAGACCUUAGGUAUAUGGUGCAUGACUUCUUGGUCCCAUCUACCACUCACCUAAUACUGUGUGGCCCAUGAGUUAUUUGUCUGUUCCAAGGCUCCAUAAUUAAGUAAUUGGAAAGCAUCAAGUUGCAAUCAAAGUCAGAU